Biomphalaria glabrata is the source of this 1140-nucleotide messenger RNA. RefSeq names its product geranylgeranyl pyrophosphate synthase-like. Gene Ontology annotation, molecular function: prenyltransferase activity. The transcript has 12 exons. Gene Ontology annotation, biological process: isoprenoid biosynthetic process. Lineage: Eukaryota; Metazoa; Mollusca; Gastropoda; Planorbidae. The coding region runs from base 171 to 1112 and encodes 313 amino acids. The record is from RefSeq and is a predicted model, not a curated record.
AUUGAGAGUCUAAUUAAGGUUUUUAGUACAUUAGCUAUUCAUAAUUUAAAUCAUAGUAUUAAUGGAGUUUGAGAGAAUAAGUAUCAAGUUUUCUUUUUAUUGCAGGGACAGAUUGUUUUAAAACUUUAUAUGUCUAACAUUGGAAGUAUUUUUUAAAUAGUUGUCAACAAAUGGACUCUUCACUGUCAAAGGUAGAAAAUGUGAAAACAAAGGAUAAACAUGAGCAGAUCCUAUUAGAACCUUACAAAUAUAUUAGUCAAACAAAAGGCCAGCAAAUACAUAUUCAACUUAUUGAGGCUUUCAAUUUCUGGUUAAAAAUACCAGAUGAAAAACAACAAAUUGUUUCUGAAGUUGUGCAAAUGUUACAAAAUGCAAGCUUAAUUGUUGAUGACAUAGAAGAUAAUUCCAAAUUGAGGCAAGGAAUUCCAGCCACUCAUUCAAUAUUUGGUGUUGCUAAAGCAAUCAAUGCUGCCAAUUAUGUUUAUUUACUGGGGAUAGAGAAAUUAUUUUUACUAGAAAAGUUUGAAGAAACUUUUAGAAUAUUUACAGAACAUUCUCUAGAAGUUCACAGAGGUCAAGGGAUGGACAUUUACUGGAGAGAUGCAGUCAUUUGUCCCACUGAAGAAGAGUACAAGUUGAUGGCUUACAGAAAAACUGGUGCUUUAUUUGGACUUGCUGUAAAAUUAAUGCAGCUUUUUAGUACAAAUAAAAGUGAUCUCGAUAAUUUAGUGAAGCUGCUGGGAAUCUACUUUCAAAUCAGGAAUGACUAUGCCAAUCUCUGUUCUAAAGAGAAAGAAGCUAACAAGAGUUAUUGUGAAGACAUCACAGAAGGAAAAUUUUCAUUUCCACUGAUUCAUGCUAUCAGAAGUAACCCAGAUGACAAUCAAGUUUUCUUUAUCCUGAGACAAAAAACAACAGACAAUGAUAUAAAAAAAUAUUGUUUGCAAUACUUGGAAAAAGUGGGAAGUUUUGAAUAUACAAGAAAAGUCCUUUCUGAACUGGAAUAUAAAUUGUUACAAAACAUGGAAUUUUUAGGUCAAAAUCCAAAAUUUAUUGCUAUUAUCGAAGAACUCAGUAAAAUCUACUCAGCAUUAGAGGAUUGUUACAAAUAAAAUCAUUUUAUUUCAUACAAAAUAUACC